CCACGUGGCGCUAGCGGCCCUAUAUAAGGUGCGACGAGGACUUCACUCUCUGCGCCAACCGCUCCCGUGUCCCGACCUCUCGUCGGCGGUGAAGAUGUCUCCGUUGUUCCUCGUGCUGCUCAUCACGUUCACGUCCGCGACGGCACAAGCCCUCGCCGGCGGUGCGAGAUCAGGUCAUGGCCGCCUGCUGAAAUCCAGGACGUACCUGUCCCCGCCCAUCUCCCUGCGCCCCGGCUCCGUCUCCAACAAGUGGUACUCGGACGUGGCGUUCCCCCGCGGCCACCUCGCACUCAAGAGCUUCAACGGCGAGGUCGUCGACGCGCGCGGCGCCCCCGUGCCGCUCCACGAGACCUACCUCCACCACUGGCUCGUGGCGCCCUACUACGCCGCGACGACUAGCGGCGGCGGGGAAGAGCGACGCCGCCAGCGGCCCAACGCCGGCGUGUGCGGGGGCCUGCUGGGGCAGUACUUUGGGCUCGGCGCCGAGACCCGGCGCACGGCGACGUGGGUGCCCGACCCCUACGGCGUCGAGAUCGGCAACCCGGAGGCGCCGCCGGAGGGGUACGAGGAGCGGUGGUCGCUGAACGUGCACGCCAUCGACACGCGCGGCGCCGCCGACAGGGCCGGGUGCACCGAGUGCCGGUGCGACCUCUACAACGUGACCGUCGACGAGGACGGCCGCCGCAUCGGCGCGGGGUACGCCGGCGGCACGCACUGCUGCUACGACCAGACGCGGUGCGCGGUGGAGGGAGGCUUCGGCGGCGGCGAGCCCCGGGAGCUGUUCCUGCGGUACACAGUGAUGUGGCUCGACUGGAGCGACGCCGCCGUUGUGCCGGUGAUGAUCUACAUACUCGACGUCACUGACACGGCGCUGCUCGAGGGGAAAUCCGAGCCUGAGUGCAAGCUGGAGUAUACCGUCGAGGAAUGCAGCCCAGAAAGCCGGGCGAGGAACGACUGCGUCGACGUGAAGGUGACCAAGGAAGUGCUGCCGCGUGGAGGCGACGUCGUCUACGCCGUCGGGCACCAGCACGCAGGUGGCGUCGGCACUUCCCUGCACGGCGAGGACGGCCGGCUGCUGUGCUGGUCGACGCCGACCUACGGCGAUGGUGAGGAGGCCGGGAACGAGGCGGGCUACGUCGUCGGCAUGUCGUCGUGCUACCCGGAGCCGGGCACCGUGAAGGUGCGCGACGGCGAGGCGCUGACCGUGGUGUCCAACUACACCGGCGAGCGGCGGCGCACGGGGGUGAUGGGCCACUUCUACAUCCUCGUCGCCGAAGAGCAGGAGCUGCCGGCGCCCACCAAGCAGCAGCGACCGUCGUCCUCACUGUGCUUCAGCUUCCCGGUCCCAUGGUGCGUCGUCCCGCCAUGGAUGUCGGGGUACCUGCAUCAGUGAAAGUUUCAGAAAGCCCUGGUAAGGUACUUGUACUACGUGUUCGUGUUGGUGUCAGGUCUCACUUGUGCGGCCGGUGCCGUGCUCCGUCGUUGGUUCGUUCGCCAAGGCAUGGCGGUAAAAGCACGUCGCCGGCACAAAUAAGAUUGUAAGGUCGCUACUAUGGUACUUGUUGGCUCUGUUAUGAAAUAAAACGGUGUUAGUGUUACUCAAUCGAAAUGUUACGGAAAUUAAUGUGGCGUGCA
Molecule: messenger RNA, 1635 nt
Organism: Setaria italica (foxtail millet)
Lineage: Eukaryota; Viridiplantae; Streptophyta; Magnoliopsida; Poales; Poaceae
Exons: 3
Coding region: 95-1393 (432 amino acids)
Source: RefSeq, a predicted model, not a curated record